AUGCUGUUAACUAUCUUAACUAGUGAUUGUCGUGCGCGCGAAAUUGGCGAUGGCUCCGAUGAGAUGAGACCAGCUACAAACAUGAACCAGAAUUCGCUAGUGAUACUAAAUCGCAUACUUUCGCUCAAGGAGAACUCUCCCUUCUUGCUAAUAUUGGACUCGCUAGCACAAUCAGCUCAUUAUCUUAUACGGGAACUUGCAGCCAAGAACAAUGAAAUCACAUAUUUAUCAUUCGAAACGGUCAAUAGGCCAUCUUAUGCCCUGAAAUGGCUCGAAUGUCACGGAAAAUCCGUCGAGGAAAUCAUCAAGGAGACAAAAUCUGACACAAAACAACAAUUAGUGAUUGUGGAUUCCCUUAACUACUUUUCAUCGCAACAGUUGACCCAGUUGGUGCUGGGCAUCAUCGCUCAUCCGGGCACCACUUUGGCAGGUGUAUAUCAUACCAACAGCAAUUAUAGCCACAUAAAUAGCCGUCAGUUCUCAUACUACCCGUCGGAAUUGACCAUAUUGUGCUAUAUUGCUAGCUCUAUCUUGGAAGUGGAACCUAUUCUCAAAGACCCUCACGAUGAAGAGGUGUUGGAUUCAUAUAUCCAAAAACUACAACCUCCUAUUGGUUUUGAUUUGCAUAGUCCCAAGUUUGCUGUGGCUCUACACUAUCGUCGUAAGUCAGGUAGAACGCUAACGUAUCAAUAUCUCAUCGAUGCAAAUACUCAUGUGUACGAAGUUCAGGAACAGAAAAAGACACUCAACCAAGAAGACGAAAGUUUACUCAAGGACCUUACUACGUUCAAUUUAGCCACGAAUGUCAAACAGAAAGCAGCUAGGGAACAAGUUGAGUUGCCAUUCUUGCAGGCACAGGAAGCAUUGGGCUCGGCUGGUGGAGCCAUUGUCUACGAAUUUGAGAAAGAUGACGAUUAUGACGAAGAAGAUCCAUAUGAGGAUCCUUUCUGA
Molecule: messenger RNA, 951 nt
Organism: Meyerozyma guilliermondii ATCC 6260
Lineage: Eukaryota; Fungi; Ascomycota; Pichiomycetes; Serinales; Debaryomycetaceae
Product: Elongator subunit
Exons: 1
Coding region: 1-951 (316 amino acids)
Biological process (GO): tRNA wobble uridine modification
Cellular component (GO): nucleus; cytosol; elongator holoenzyme complex
Molecular function (GO): tRNA binding
Source: RefSeq, a predicted model, not a curated record